CGAACGGUCUCACAUUUUCGACAACGAACAAACCCAACUAUACUUCCAAACGAAUCCUUCUAUCUUACCACAACUCUCAAACCAAGUCAUCCCCCACCACCAAAAUGCAACUCACUACUGCCUUCGUUGCCUCCGUGUUGGCCACCUCCGCAAACGCCGUGACUUACUCAGGCAUGGUGUACUUUGCUGACGCAGGCGACUGCCCGUCCGCGACGGCCAGCACCCCCGUCUUGAACUUCGAUUAUUCAUACGACAACCUUUGUUUAUCCGUCGCUGAUAACUCGGACUGGGACAGCGAUGAUUAUGGCGCUAUCAUGCAAGCCAGCGUCACCGGAGCAAACAACAUCGGCCCGAAGAAGUUUGGUGGAUGCCCCACGGACAAGUGUGACAAGGAUUGCACGACUGUUGACAUCGAGGGUGACAACGGUAAUGAACUUUCAGCGGAGUGCGUGCAGGUCAAGGGCGCGCCGUACAUCUAUAUUGGAAACUAAAGAGCUUGUCUAUGAACGUGGUGAGAUUCAAAUGACACUUCAAGGAUUAUCUCAUGUUUUGUGAUUUGGUAUUGGAGAUUUCUUGAUAUUUAUACUGGACAGUAUGUGCCUGAUAGUUAUAUGUUCGAACCCUUUGUAUAUAGAAAAAAAAAAUCUAUCCUUGUCUCUUAAUGACAGCAAGAUACUGAGG
Messenger RNA from Aspergillus candidus, 681 nucleotides. RefSeq lists its product as uncharacterized. Bases 105 to 491 code for a protein of 128 amino acids. Lineage: Eukaryota; Fungi; Ascomycota; Eurotiomycetes; Eurotiales; Aspergillaceae. The record is from RefSeq and is a predicted model, not a curated record. The transcript has a single exon.